Pongo pygmaeus (Bornean orangutan) is the source of this 3164-nucleotide messenger RNA. It is a transcript of the gene CHRM4, whose product is annotated as cholinergic receptor muscarinic 4. Gene Ontology annotation, molecular function: G protein-coupled acetylcholine receptor activity; G protein-coupled serotonin receptor activity. NCBI's taxonomy places the organism in Eukaryota, Metazoa, Chordata, Mammalia, Primates, Hominidae. The transcript has 2 exons. Gene Ontology annotation, cellular component: plasma membrane; synapse; dendrite. The coding region runs from base 276 to 1715 and encodes 479 amino acids. The record is from RefSeq and is a predicted model, not a curated record. Gene Ontology annotation, biological process: G protein-coupled receptor signaling pathway, coupled to cyclic nucleotide second messenger; adenylate cyclase-inhibiting G protein-coupled acetylcholine receptor signaling pathway; regulation of locomotion.
GCCACAGCGCCGGGAGCUGCGGGCGGAGCAGGGGCCGCCCCUCAACACCCCGUCCCCGCCCCCGGGCCUCGGCCCGGCCGCCCGCCCCGCCGGCCCGCGGGGCCGCGCGUCCGUCCCGCCGUCUGUCUGGCGCGAGGGGAGCUGGGCAGAGGCGGCGGGUAAGUGGCUCCGCGGCGGCGUGGGGGCGGGGGGCUCGCCGGGAAGAGCAGGAAGCAGGUCCCCGGGACGCUCUGAGGCUCCCCAGAGACACGGCCUACCCACCCCUGGCAACCAACAUGGCCAACUUCACACCUGUCAAUGGCAGCUCGGGCAAUCAGUCCGUGCGCCUGGUCACGUCAUCAUCCCACAAUCGCUAUGAGACGGUGGAAAUGGUCUUCAUUGCCACAGUGACAGGCUCCCUGAGCCUGGUGACUGUCGUGGGCAACAUCCUGGUGAUGCUGUCCAUCAAGGUUAACAGGCAGCUGCAGACAGUCAACAACUACUUCCUCUUCAGCCUGGCGUGUGCUGAUCUCAUCAUAGGCGCCUUCUCCAUGAACCUCUACACCGUGUACAUCAUCAAGGGCUACUGGCCCCUAGGUGCCGUGGUCUGCGACCUGUGGCUGGCCCUGGACUACGUGGUGAGCAAUGCCUCCGUCAUGAACCUUCUCAUCAUCAGCUUUGACCGCUACUUCUGCGUCACCAAGCCCCUCACCUACCCUGCCCGGCGCACCACCAAGAUGGCAGGCCUCAUGAUUGCCGCUGCCUGGGUACUGUCCUUCGUGCUCUGGGCGCCUGCCAUCUUGUUCUGGCAGUUUGUGGUGGGCAAGCGGACGGUGCCCGACAACCAGUGCUUCAUCCAGUUCCUGUCCAACCCAGCAGUGACCUUUGGCACAGCCAUUGCUGCCUUCUACCUGCCUGUGGUCAUCAUGACGGUGCUGUACAUCCACAUCUCCCUGGCCAGUCGCAGCCGAGUCCACAAGCACCGGCCCGAGGGCCCAAAGGAGAAGAAAGCCAAGACGCUGGCCUUCCUCAAGAGCCCACUAAUGAAGCAGAGCAUCAAGAAGCCCCCGCCCGGGGAGGCCGCCCGGGAGGAGCUGCGCAAUGGCAAGCUGGAGGAGGCCCCCCCUCCGGCGCUGCCACCACCACCGCGCCCCGUGGCUGAUAAGGACACUUCCAAUGAGUCCAGCUCAGGCAGUGCCACCCAGAACACCAAGGAACGCCCAGCCACAGAGCUGUCCACCACAGAGGCCACCACGCCCGCCAUGCCCGCCCCUCCCCUGCAGCCGCGGGCCCUCAACCCAGCCUCCAAAUGGUCCAAGAUCCAGAUUGUGACGAAGCAGACAGGCAACGAGUGUGUAACAGCCAUUGAGAUUGUGCCUGCCACGCCGGCUGGCAUGCGCCCUGCGGCCAACGUGGCCCGCAAGUUCGCCAGCAUCGCUCGCAACCAGGUGCGCAAGAAGCGGCAGAUGGCGGCCCGGGAGCGCAAAGUGACACGAACGAUCUUUGCCAUUCUGCUAGCUUUCAUCCUCACCUGGACGCCCUACAAUGUCAUGGUCCUGGUGAACACCUUCUGCCAGAGCUGCAUCCCUGACACGGUGUGGUCCAUUGGCUACUGGCUCUGCUACGUCAACAGCACCAUCAACCCUGCCUGCUAUGCUCUGUGCAACGCCACCUUUAAAAAGACCUUCCGGCACCUGCUGCUGUGCCAGUAUCGGAACAUCGGCACUGCCAGGUAGGCAGGCAGGAGUGCCCUAGGAGGUGCUGGUGUUGCGUGCGUGUGCUGGGGGACCACACGGCUCACCUGCUGUGGGGAAGAGUUGCAGGCACCAUUCCGUGUUCACGUUUGCUGAGGAGGAAGCUCAGAAGAGGCUCUGUGGCUGCAUUCAGAGACCGGAUCUCUGCUCAGGCUGAGGAGGCUCACCCCAGGGAGUGUCUGAACUGGGGCCGCCUGGCCCACCUCUGUGGCCCUGCUUCGGCGAGCUGCGGGGCACUGGCCUGGGUAGACACCUGCCCCACUGUGACCAACCAUCAGCAGUGCUGGAAGAAUGGACAUCUGGAUGGGGGCUGAAGCCCAGGGCCCCCUCAGGAAGAACAAAGGGGCCAGUGCUUGGAAAAGGAGGCUUGGGAAGGGAGUAGAAGGGUGGGGUCCCCCAUUCUGCUGUAAUCGGUGCUUUCUGCCCCCCUGCACCCCGCAUGUAGGCUCAGCCCCCUCUCCCCAAAUCCCACUCCAGGGGCAGAAAUCUCUGGCUGCAGCUACUUAGCCAGGUUCUGGGUGGGUAUGAUGGAGGCCAGGUCCCCCCAACCCCAGCAGCACUGCCCUUGUCACAUUAAGAUGGGGCAGCUGGGAGGUCAGGGGUUCUGUCUCAGGAACUGAGGUCUGGCCUCUUGCAAUCCCAGGCUGAGCCGUGAAUGGUCCACUUAUUCAGAAGACAGCCCCCUGCGGCCCCAGCCUUAGAAGGCUAUCCCAGGUCACACAUCGAGUCAGGGUGAGGCGGUGGUGGGUGGCAUUCCCAUCUGCCCUCUUCAAACCACUCACCCCCUGGCUUCUGCAGGGUGGAGGCCUGGGUCACGCAGGCAAGAGGAAAGGGGUCAACCUGGUGGCUCACUUGGGCUUCCGUGACAGUGGGAAGGGGGGAGGCGGGCAGUGAGGUAGGCACACAGCCCCCGCAUCUGCUCUCCCCCAUGGGUAGAACUUUCCUGAUUGGCUAUGGGUUGUAUCAAAAGACCUUUGACUGGGUGAGGCUGAGAUGGGAGUGGUGGUUCCAGUGAGUCAGUCAGGUUCCCUUCCCCAGCCCUGGUCCCUGGGGGAGAUGAGGACCGAAAAGGCUUAGGCGACUUGAUGGGGGGCACCCUUUCAGGGGCCCUGGAAGAAAUGUUUGUAAUUGUUCUGCUUUUUCCAUGAGCUCUGGAGAGCACCCACCACCAAGCCCCCAAGUCUCCUGAAACCCACCAGUCCCUACAGCCUGGUCUUUCUCCCCACCUUCCCACUCCCAAACACAUUUCCACAGCAAACUCCUUGGGAAGGGGCUUUUAUAUAUUAAAAAAGAAAAGCUUUUAUUGGGGGGGAAAAAAAGUCAGUUUAUUUGAUGUGUUUCUUAGUAAUGGAAUUGUGGGGAAGAACAAAAGCGGGCUCUGGGACUCACAUUGCUUUGGGGGAGGCUCAAGCUUCCCAGAAUCCCUUGUCC